This is a messenger RNA of Parathielavia appendiculata, 1653 nucleotides long. RefSeq lists its product as uncharacterized. The record is from RefSeq and is a predicted model, not a curated record. The transcript has 3 exons. Lineage: Eukaryota; Fungi; Ascomycota; Sordariomycetes; Sordariales; Chaetomiaceae. Bases 1 to 1653 code for a protein of 550 amino acids.
AUGGCAUCGUCGUGGUGUAUCUUCUUCCUCUCCUUCCUCUCAGUCCUGCAGCGAGUCUGCGCUGAGGAUGUGAGGAUAUCAUCAAAACCCGAGCCCUCGGUGUGGGAGGUAGCCUCACUCAUGCACCUCCAACUCACUGCUCCCGAGUCGGAGGCGCUGCAGCUAACCUACAGCGUCUACCCGCUUACUGAGCACGCAGGUCUGAACCGGACCGACCGAAGCUCCAUCUGGAUUCGCGGGAGCUUGAUUGCUGCCGGCGUCCCUGCGAAUGCCGAGCGCCUAUCUGACACGGAAACUAUAGCCUUUCUCAGCUGUGACGGCGAAAACGCGACGCAAGAGGUUAAUCAGCUCAUUGGGGCCAGCCCCAAGGCGAUUUUGCUGUACAGCGUGGACGGGAACGCUUGUAGCCUUGAGGGCGACGACUUGAAUUACGGCUCGAUUUACACCAUGGGAGACUCAGCAGAGGCACGAGAUACCAUGAACAACACGAUUCGCGCUGGAGGAGUCUUGCGGGCCACUAUUACGGGCAACUCGAACAUGACUAGCACACUGCCAGGGACUCGGGAACAGAGCGGCAGCAACUCGGCGGUUGCCAUGAGCAUCCUUUACAGCAUCACCGGUCUGAUCACGCUGCUGUUUUUGGUCAUCAUUGGCACGGGAGCCAUCAGAGCACACCGCUACCCCGAGAGGUACGGGCCGCGGUCCGGAUAUGGUGGGCGCCCUUCGCAAAGCAGAGCAAGGGGGUUGGCGCGCGCAGUGUUGGAGACGCUGCCGAUCGUGAAAUUCGGGGACCCGAGCCCCGCAAAACCCGAUCCAUCUCUCGAACUCGAAUCUCAGCCAUCAGCGACGGGGCCCGAUCCGACAAUGGGGACCAGGCUAUCCGCGAUUCCUGAAGAACCCCGGACUCCGCAAGUGCACCGGAGCGAUGCCCCGCCCAUGUCGGGUGCUGUACCCGGGGAGGAGCUCACAGCGACAGGCGCUCAAGCUGAACUGUCCGGGGCGUGGAGCGAGGAUAGAGUCAGGGCGAGGACGCACGGCCGACCGUCAGAAGAACACCUCGGCUGCUCGAUCUGCACUGAGGAUUUUACUGUCGGCGAGGACGUCCGCGUUCUACCCUGCGACCAUAAGUUUCACCCCCCCUGCAUCGACCCCUGGCUAAUCAACGUCUCGGGAACCUGCCCAUUGUGCCGCCUCGACCUCCGCCCGCAAAGCCGCCUAACGCGCGACGGCAGCGUAGACCCAGACGACCCCUUCCUCGUUGCCCCGCCCCUAGUAGCAGCCGAGAACUGGGCCGACCACGAGAAUAAUAACAACAACAGCAACCCUACCAUCAGCACCGUAACCAGCACACAGCAGCACUACAGGCGGUCCUCGCUGUUUCUUGACCUCCACCGCCUGCGCCACGCUUCAAUUGAAGAGCGCAUCGAGAUACUCAGGCGGCAUCGCGCGCGCCAGCAGCAGCAGCAGCAGCAGCAGCGCGAGUCAGCAGCAGUAGCCGGCGGUGGUGAGACCGAGGAACAGCGCGGCCGCAGGGCGAGACUUGCAGAUCGGCUCAGGGAGCGGCUUCGGAUUCGGACUAGGACGCUUAGUCCUCCCAGGGCGGAAGGGGUGGAGCAGAUGGGGACGCAGGCGAGUACUCUUGCUCGAGUAUAG